GUUUAUACAAGAGUUAGUAAACUGUGUAUUAUCAAUAAAAAGCCUGAACGACUUGCUACUAUUUAAUAAUCCGGUGUUGGAACUAAACGAUUUGAAAAAAUGGAGAUUAAUUCGUUAUAGUAAUUUCACUGUACAGCUACUAGCAAAAUCUUAUGCAAUACCUAUACAGCCCUUGUACAUACAUAUGUGUAUGAAUAUGGGAGUAUAAAAAAUACUCGGUUUUGCUGAAAGAGAUCGAGUAUUUCUUAUUAAGUACUAGUAACUGGACAUCACUAAAAAUGAGUUUAAUGUUGAGAAACAUCCAUCCAACUAGUCGUGCUCAUAGUGCUACUUUGAUGUUUUUGCACGGUUCAGGGGACACUGGUUCAAAUUUAGUACAAUGGAUAAGAUUUCUAUUGGGUCGAGACAAGGACUUUGGACAUAUAAAAGUCAUUUACCCUACAGCUCCGUUGCAGCCAUAUACACCAUUAUCCGGAGAACAAUCAAAUGUCUGGUUUGAUCGUCGUGCUAUAUCUAUUGAUGUUUUAGAGAAUAGAAAAAGUAUAUCUCAAAUCUAUGAUAAGAUUAACGAUAUCAUAAAUAACGAGGCGGAGCUUGGUAUAACAUCCAACCGCAUAGUCGUUGGUGGGUUCUCCAUGGGUGGUGCAUUGGCAUUGCAUACUGGUUUUCACCUUAAUAAGAAUUUAGCAGGAAUUUUUGCUUGCUCAUCUUUUCUUAAUCGAGAUUCCAUAGUAUACGAAUCGCUUAGUCAAACAUUAGAAACGGGAUCUGAUUUACCCGAACUGCGAAUGUAUCAUGGUGUUAAGGACACUCUGGUUCCCCUAGACUGGGGUAAAGAAACUUUUGACAAUUUGACUCGGCUUGGUGUAAAAGGAAAAUUUAUACCACUUGACAACACUUUGCAUGAGCUUAAGAAACGUGAAAUUGUAGAUAUUCACGAUUGGAUUUUGAAGAAAUUGCCUGCAUUGCCGGAAGAAUUACCAAAUAAACUUUAAUGAAUGCAAUGUUGCAUAUGCUGUUUAAUUAUUGUUACUGAAAAGAAAAUGCUGAGGUUGCGAACAAGCCGAGCAGACGUUCUACUCAUAGUUAGGGGCACAAUGGUAUUUAGAGAAAAAUUAUGUUUAUUCUGCAUUGCGGUUACGUUCAUGCCUUCAGCCCUGGGCAGAAUGGGAGUAUACAUUUACGACAUCGGCUGGCAUGUGAAUAUGUAACUGACGAAGCAUAAAAAACAAACAGGCACAAACAAUUGGUGUUUAAUAAACUAUAUUGAAACAGA
Molecule: messenger RNA, 1276 nt
Organism: Ceratitis capitata (Mediterranean fruit fly)
Lineage: Eukaryota; Metazoa; Arthropoda; Insecta; Diptera; Tephritidae
Product: lysophospholipase-like protein 1
Exons: 2
Coding region: 279-995 (238 amino acids)
Biological process (GO): protein depalmitoylation
Cellular component (GO): cytoplasm
Molecular function (GO): carboxylic ester hydrolase activity; palmitoyl-(protein) hydrolase activity
Source: RefSeq, a predicted model, not a curated record